AUGCAAAUUAUUUACCUUGUGCUAUGAAAAUAUUGCUAUUAUUAAUUCAUUGCAAUAAUAAGAGAGAGUGCAUACUCUCUUCACAUUCAGAACAUGCAAUACUAAGUAAUUCCACCACCUCCAUUAUCACUUGCACAUUUAAAUGCUGGUGGAAUUCAAGCAACUUUCAAAAAUAUCAUCAUACAAUCACUAAAGUAACUGCAAAAAUGGUAUCUGAAGCUAAGUUGCAAAAAUUCAACAGUGCCAAUUACUGAUCAAAUAUAUCCAAUUGAAUGAGGAUCUAUUAGUAAUAGAUUAACCAGAUUCAUGUGCCCGUAACAGUCACAGCGUGGUACAUUGCUGCUGUUAGUUCCAAAGUUCAUAUAUGGACUUCUUUUUACACUGCACAUGUGGUUUAUGAAUGAAGACUGAUUGCAAGAAGAAUUUAAGUGAAAAUAAGUGACAGGUUUGUGGAUAAAAGAAAGCAUAGACAAUGGCAGACACCAAUGAGAUGACAAUCAACCUUGUUGUCCUUGGAAAAACUCAGACUGGCAAGAGUGCUGCUGGGAACAGCCUGCUGGGCAGCUCAGACUUUGAGAGCCGUCGCUCCCCAAGUUCUGUGACUACAUGCUGUAGCCUUGGACGCAGCUGCCGCAUUUUGGGGAUUAUGCGAAGAAAUGGCUGCGAGCUGGCUCUCCGCGUUCGAGUACUUGACACUCCGAGCUACCCUCACAGUGCUCUGAGCAAGGAGCAGGUGAGAGACAUGGUGGGAUCAGCCCUGGCUCACCACUUCGGGGAGGAAGGCCUGCACCUGGCUCUCUUGGUCCUGCGGGCUGACUUGCCUCUGUGUCUGGAUGAGAGUAAUGAUGCAGUUCAGUUCAUCCAGGAACUUCUGGGUCCCACAUGGAAGGAUUUCACUGCAGUUUUACUUACUCAUGCAGACAAGGCAGAAGAAGCUGGAUGCAGUGAAGAAACAUACUUGCACAGUGCCUCAAGUACCCUGUUGUCACUUUUGAGCUCAGUACAGCAUAAAUACAUUUUCCUAGACAACCAGAAGAGCAUAAUUAAAGAGGAAAGAACCAUUGUCUUAAGAAAGCUCUUAAAUUUUAUAAGACAAAAUAAUUAUCAAGUGCUUUUACUUAAACACGGCAAGGAAUAAAAUAAGCUGUCAGGUGCUCAUUUGUCUAUUUUCUAUGGUAGGUAACAUUUAAUAGAAAUAAAAAAGUAGAAGCCAUCAGCUGGAAAACUCCACAUCCACACCAAAUACCUUUGAACACACAAUUAGAAAUAUCUCUUUAAAUUACCAAACUACUUGCCUUUCAUAUAAUACCUCACACUACUGCAUCCAGAAUCCUAGCUUCAACCACAAAAUCAGAAAAAGUUAGUGCUCUAAAAUCACACCCUUAAUAUGUAUGUGGUCACAAAUGAGAUUUUGCACUACAUGAGACUGUAUAUUCCAGUUCAAAUAGAAUAUACAUCUGGAAGAUGAAAAAAA
Molecule: messenger RNA, 1474 nt
Organism: Neopelma chrysocephalum (saffron-crested tyrant-manakin)
Lineage: Eukaryota; Metazoa; Chordata; Aves; Passeriformes; Pipridae
Gene: GIMD1
Product: GIMAP family P-loop NTPase domain containing 1
Exons: 3
Coding region: 473-1138 (221 amino acids)
Molecular function (GO): GTP binding
Source: RefSeq, a predicted model, not a curated record